AUGUCUCUCACCAAAAUAAUCAAAGUGAACCUCUCAUUAAAAGAGAAACUGGACUUUUUCCCAGCUGUGGCCUCUAUCGUGAUCGCCUACAUCUAUGCCCUCCUGACCGGCCUUCGGCGGACUGAACGCCAAGCCAAGACUUUGUCCCUGCAUUUGGGAUAUGCGCUGUUUCGCAAAACGACCUCGCGGCUGACUGCGAGUCAGAUGCAAUACAUCUUACCUCCAUCCCACAAGGUCUACGAGCAAUACUCCAAGAAGACCGGCGGACUGCCCGAGUCCGUGGAAUUGGGAGAUGGAGCAUUGGGCCACUGGGUAGGUGAUCGUAACGCUGAAAACGUGAUAGUCUGGUUUCACGGAGGUGGCUUCGGACUCCCUGCCAAUAUGGGCUAUUUCAAAUUCUACGCGCAGCUCCUGCGCGACCUCAAAGCUUCAGGCAAAAGCGUGGCGGUCUUCAGUCUGACCUACACAUUGGCGCCAAUCGCAAUCUACCCAACUCAACUCCGACAGGCUGUGAAUUGUCUCCGAUACAUUCUCUCACAGCCAAACCGCGACCCGUCCACGGUGUUCCUGGGCGGCGACUCCGCGGGCGGGAACCUGGUUGGUGGGGUUCUCUCUCACCUAGCCCACCCACACGCAGAGAUUGAUGCCCUACCAUUGGACAGUAACCUCGGCGGCGCAGUGAUGAUCGCUCCGUGGACACUUCUUGAGAAAGAAUUCCCGGGCAUGGAGAUAUACGAUGGCGGCGAUAUCAUCACAGAGGCAGUUGCAGGACCAUGGGCGACAGCCUAUGUUGGCGCUGGCAAGCGGGACUAUUACACUGAUUUAUCGACUGCGCCGGCAGAUUGGUUCGCGACGUUCCCCGUAAACUCGGUGUUGAUCACCGCGGGCGGGAAUGAGAUUAUGUUGCCUCUGAUUCAAGACUUGGCGGCGAAGUUUAAGGAGGGCUUUGAGAAUGUGGAGUUGUUUGUUGGGCAUCGUGAGUGUCACGUUGCGCCGAUUUAUCAUUUGGAGUUGGGGGAUGUUACAAAGACCGAGCAAGGGAAGAAGGUCGAGGCUGUUUUGGCCGAGUUGAUGGUGUGA
Molecule: messenger RNA, 1080 nt
Organism: Penicillium expansum
Lineage: Eukaryota; Fungi; Ascomycota; Eurotiomycetes; Eurotiales; Aspergillaceae
Product: lipase/thioesterase family protein
Exons: 2
Coding region: 1-1080 (359 amino acids)
Molecular function (GO): hydrolase activity
Source: RefSeq, a predicted model, not a curated record